UCGUAACUGAAACAUUCUAUCGUCGAUUCUGACAGUUUCAGAGCAAUCGGCAAAAAAAAAAUUUAAAUAUGCAUGAAACAUGCUGAUGCAUGCCUUAUUUGCAGAAAUAUGUAGCAGUUUACACAACAACUUAUUACGAUGUACAAGCAAAAAUUACUGCAGCUCUUCUUGUUCAUCAACAUUUUCGGCACUUCCGCAAUCUUUAACUCAUUAUCAUCGUUCAUUAAAUAUGGAGCAAUCAUCAAAGAGCUUGCAGGCACCAAUAAACGUGAUGAUCAUAAUAGAUUCAGAGGCAUUUGAUGACGAGGACAUUGAGCCAUCAGAAAAAGUUGUAGCUAUGCUGAAUGUCAUGAAAUCAGAGAAAUGUGAUUAUUAUAUAAUUCUCAUAAUUAAUGGAAUCCAAAUGAUUGGAUUAUUAAGGUUUGCUGAUUAUAAUCGUCUAUUUAACACGAAUGCAAAAUUCAUCAUGUUGCAUGAUUAUCGUCUAUUUACACCAAAGAAUCACUUUUUGUGGAAGAGAUUAAUUAAUGUUAUCUAUAUCAGGAAAAGCAGUCGCAUGGAUAAGAAGACGUUGUUAUAUGAGCUAUCAACAGUUCCAUUUCCGUCAACAAUAAGAGGAAUUUAUGUCUCAAAGAUUGUAAACUACUUUGUGCCGCCAAAUCGCUUUUUAAAGAAAACGGAACUGUUUGACGAUAAGAAAAGUCAGGAGAUUAAUGGGAAUCUUAUGAACAUUGUUGUCUAUUCUCACACGCCAGCAAUUAUAAAAGAUUAUAAUAACGAUGGAAAUAAGUCACAAGUUCAUUAUACUGGACUUGAAAUUGAGUUGAUAAAUGCGAUUGGACAGAAAAUGAAUUUUAAUUUAAAUUUUUAUGAGGCGAUUGACAGUGAAUUUGAAAAAUGGGGACAUAGAGUUGCUGAUGGAAAUUUUACCGGUUUAUUAGGAGAAAUGAAUGAAGCACGUGCAGACAUAGCUUUAGCAGAUUUAUAUCAUACAUUGUACAAUUUUGAAGUUAUGGACUUGUCAUAUCCGUACACAAUACAAUGUUUGACAUUUAUCACACCAGAAAUUUUGGGAGAUAAUUCCUGGAAAGCACUAAUACUUCCGUUUACACUGAAUAUGUGGAUUGGAGCAUUUUUGUCGCUAUUUUUUAUCAUUAUAGUAUUCUGGCUGUUUUCAAAUUGUUACAUUUUUAUAGAGAACGAAAAUUAUGUCCAAAAAGACUCAGCAACAGGAAAGAAAACUUUAGUAAAGGAUCUCUUUGAUGAUUUUUCAGCAUGCAUAAUGUAUCCAUAUUCAAUGAUUCUACUGGUUUCACUUCCAGCACUCCCAAAUCGAUGGUCUAUAAGAUUAUUAACUGGAUGGUGGUGGCUCUAUUGUGUUUUAUUGAUUGUUGCUUAUCGAGCAUCAUUAACAUCAAUUUUGGCAAAUCCACAGCCACGAUUAACUAUCGAUCAAUUAGCGACACUGGCGAAUAGUCGAAUAAAAUGCGGCGCGUGGGGUGAACAGAAUAGAAACUUAUUUAUCACUUCGUCCGAUCCAAUAGCUCAGAAAAUUGGCAGUAAAUUAGAAAAUAUUGAUGUCGCCGAGGAUGGUAUAAUGCAAGUGGAAAAAGGCGAAUUUGCAUAUUUUGAGAGUUUAGAGGAACUACGACGAUUGAGAUUUCAGCAUGAAAUGAAGCAAAGUCAAUUAUCACAAAAACUACACAUAAUGGAUGAAUGUGCUAUAAAUAUGCCGAUAAGCAUUGGAUUGGAUAAAAAUUCGCCAUUGAAAGAGAAAAUUGAUGAGAUUAUUCUGAGGCUUGCACAAGGAGGAUUAAUUAACAAGUGGUUCAAUGACGCAAUUCAAAGUUUCGUAUCAAGUGUUGAAGAGCCACCACAAGAGGCUCUUAUGGAUAUAAAGAAAUUCUUUGGUGCUCUCGUUGCACUUGGCGUUGGAUAUUUAAUUAGUAUAUGUGCAUUUCUUGGUGAAUUUGCUUACUGGGCAAUUUUUGUCAGACGUCAUCCAAAGUACGAUAAAUAUUAUAAGAGAAUCAUACUAGAUUGUGAAAUGGAAUCACUUAAAGUUACAAAACGUCGACGUCAUCAGAAUAAAAAGAAUCUGGCGAACAAAAGGAGUGCUUAUGCGUUUGCAAAAAAUAAAGUAUUAAGUCAGUAGGUCAUUGAAGCAAUUCUACAUACAUUUUGUGUUAUUGACAGCGUGUAUCACUCUGUAAAAAUACACAACAACAUGCUUU
This is a messenger RNA of Chironomus riparius, 2234 nucleotides long. NCBI's taxonomy places the organism in Eukaryota, Metazoa, Arthropoda, Insecta, Diptera, Chironomidae. The record is from the annotation of a GenBank genome assembly.